AUGGGCUCAGAAGGCACUCACCAGGGCUCUUCGGGUUCUGCACGUGGUUUGCGAGAAUUUUGUGUCUCCAGACAUCGUUCUAGCCAGGAGUUUCCAGGCAGUUUUAGUCCUUUUCAUCCAAAACAGGCCUCUUCCCUCCCCUCGAGCAACCCCAGCUCCUCAGCUGGUCAGAGAAGCUUGAACCCGGCAUCAGAGUCCAUCGGCGUCUUGGGUUUCCAACGCGCUACAACAACUGCAACAAACCAGCUGCCCCUACCUGACGCCGGCACCUUCUUCACCGCUUCACCAGCAAAAGGUCCGUCUGCCCAAAAUGUCCCGCUGCCACUGCGGACCAAAAACCAGCCUCAAUCAGCUUCUUCCAAAGACGCAACAGUAUCAGCAGAACAUCAGGAUGACGUUAUCAUGGCUAUUAAUGUUGAAAAUGGCGGCAAUCUCGGUUGCGCUUAUUACACAGCCACUGAAGAUAGUCUCUUUCUUUUGCAUGAAGGGGCUUGCACCGAUUCUCUACAGUUGCUGGAGAAACUAAUGCUUUACGUCGACCCUACAGUAGUGUUGUUGCCCCUAAAUGUAUCCGAUGAAGUGCUUCAUUUUUUUGAAGAUCACAGGACCAUCAUAGACCACAGCAAUGGCAAUAGGAACCAUUAUGUUCUUCGUACGCUUGGAUCAAAUGAUUUUAACUACACCGUAUCUGUGGACAAACUUACAAGCCUACCCUUGAUUUGUUCAGGACUAGCUCGAAUAACAACUGCUGCGUACCGCUGGUCGAGCGGUGGCAUAGAAGAUGAGUGUGAGAACAUUAAAGUAAUGCGACUAGGGUCUUUCAUUGACCUUGACUGCAAACUAUCUGUCGCUUGUGCGGGCGCCAUCUUAGGGGAUAUCAUCCGCGUGCGUAACACAGAGCCUUGCAGUUUAGGCAGAACCAUUGCUGGUCUAGUUCGGAUGUUCACUCUUUCCGAAUUCAUGUUCGUUACCAAAGAUACCCUUUCUUCGCUUCAGAUAUUCCAGUCCGAACUUGAUCCCAAUAAUCUGAUAUCUGGCGCAGCGACAUCUAGUUCUAGCUCAAAGGAAAGUUUGUCCCUAUAUGGUAUCUUUCACCCCUUACUAGGCACACCUCAGGGAAGGAGGAAACUGCGACAGAUAUUUACCCGCCCCUUGAUCAACCUUGACGAGAUUCGGGAGAGACAGAAAACCAUUGCAGUUUUUCUUCGGCCCGACAACUCUGAUACUUUGUCGAGUAUGUUCAGAGUCUUAAGAAGGGUUCAGGACAUCCGGAAGACAUUGAAACAGUUGCAACGGGGUGCAGUUGCCCCAACUGGCGGUGCGUCUGUUGAUUGUGGAGUUUGGCGAACUUUGACUCAAUUUUCAUUACAUUCUCUGCACCUUAGGGAUGCUGUACUACAGCUACGUCACGCACAUGACCUUGUUGCUGUGCAGCAAGUUAUCGAAGGGAUUCCUGUCAGCGCCAUGAAAGGCAUUAGAGAAUUGAUAAGGUCUGUGGUUGAGUUCGACGAGGCGAAAGUUAGCACGCGGGUUGCAGUGAAAUCGAACGUAGAGCCGCAGCUUGACCGUUUGAAACACAUCUACCAUGGCCUAGACUCUUUUCUUACCGAUAUUCGCACGUCCAUGUCACGGGAGUUCCCAGAGUGGGCUCGAGAGUGCGUGGUCGGUUGUGUGUUUUGGCCUCAGUUAGGUUUCUUUACUGUUGUCUCUCUCCGCUCCGAUGGUACGGCAGCCUACGAAGGACAAGGACUUGAAGAUGACAAGUGGAAGAUUAUGUUUGUUGCCAACGGCAAUGGGUAUUGCAAGAACCGCCGGAUGACAGAAUUAGAUGCCCAACUGGGCGACCCUUACUCUGCGAUUAUCGAUUUAGAGGUUCAAAUUCUUCAUAACCUUGCUUGUCGUGUGUUGGAGCAUGCAUCUGUACUCCUGCGAGCAGCUGAUAUUUGCGGAGCACUUGAUUGUUUAGUAGCGAUGGCACGUGGGGCUCAAAAGUAUGGCUGGAUAGCCCCAACAAUGACUGCCGACAAUAUUAUUGCUAUACGAGGAGGGCGCCAUCCACUACAGGAAUUGGCCGUGAGUUCCUUCAUCGCCAAUGAUUGCAACUUGAAGGGAGGCUCCGAUAGCCCACCGGGUCAAUAUACAAGAUCGGACCUCAACAGUAUCGACACUACGACACUCGUUAUUACUGGUCCAAACCUCUCAGGAAAGAGCGUGUAUAUCAAGCAGGUCGCUCUGAUUGUAUAUCUCGCCCAUUUGGGUAGCUUUGUCCCUGCCGACCGCGCCACUAUUGGAAUCACUGAUCAGCUUCUUACUCGCAUCUCAACCCAAGAGAGCAUCUCACAGGCGGAAAGUGCUUUCGGUGUUGAACUGCGGCAGAUAGCCUUCUUAAUAAAGCGCGCAACGUGUCGCAGCCUUGUGGUAGUAGAUGAGUUUGGCAAAGGAACGACGCCCGAUGAUGGUUCCGGGCUUAUGGCUGCUCUGAUCGACCAUCUUACCACGCUCAAUAUCCAUAACCCAAAAGUCCUCGUAACAACGCACCUUCAUGAGGCUCUCAAGUAUCUUGGGGAUAGGUCAGGUCUAUCAGUUUCUCACAUGAAUGUUCGCCUCGAUUUGCGAGCUAAAAGAGAUAAUCAGAUUGUGUUUCUAUACGAAUUGGCAAUGGGUCAAAGGACACUUGGCUUCAGUAACGCUUGUGCAGCACUCAAUGGGGUUGAAGGGGCAGUAAUCGAACGGGCGGAAAUGAUUAUCCAGCUUUUGGCACACGACGAAGAUGUUAAGGCGACAUGUGCUAGGCUGAAUGUCGAGGACGAGUGUCGUCUUGAAGAGGCGGAAAGGACUGCGCGAGACUUUCUUCAGCUCUCUCUCCAACGCUUUUCUAUGCCUCAUUACUUUGAUGGAUCGAGGGCAGCGAGGGAUCGGGGUGAGGCCAUUCGUGCAUCGCUUGGAAGCUUGCUGGUACCUAACCGUGGUGACCAAAGGGAGUAA
This is a messenger RNA of Colletotrichum truncatum, 2985 nucleotides long. Its product is annotated as DNA mismatch repair protein. Gene Ontology annotation, cellular component: nucleus. The record is from RefSeq and is a predicted model, not a curated record. Lineage: Eukaryota; Fungi; Ascomycota; Sordariomycetes; Glomerellales; Glomerellaceae. Gene Ontology annotation, molecular function: mismatched DNA binding; ATP binding; ATP-dependent DNA damage sensor activity. Gene Ontology annotation, biological process: chiasma assembly; mismatch repair.